Molecule: messenger RNA, 784 nt
Organism: Sabethes cyaneus
Lineage: Eukaryota; Metazoa; Arthropoda; Insecta; Diptera; Culicidae
Product: ATP synthase subunit s, mitochondrial
Exons: 2
Coding region: 100-693 (197 amino acids)
Source: RefSeq, a predicted model, not a curated record
AUUUUUGUUUCCUUGCUCUUGCUUUGCGAAUGUUUGCGAUCAAAUUCUCAGGUUUAAAUUAGUGGUAAACAUUCUAAAUCCGUGAUUAUAAAAUUAAACAUGAUUGCCUUACAAGUUAUACGCUGCUCCGUGACCGGACGAGCAACGGUGCCGCGGCCGACAUGGUCUGGCAAUCGUAACUUUUGGGGCUGGGUCAACAUGAUGUUCAACCGAGUUGAUGAGAAGCGCCUGAAAGUGGUAGGACCGGACCGUCUUUGUGCCGAGUGGUUACUGCGUAAUGGAGCUAAAGUGAAAUUCGUGAAUGUCCCUCACGUACAACAACAUUACAAUUUGCUUCCGGAGGAAAGCGUUCGAACGCUGGUGGAAGAGCUGGACGGUACGGAAUCGGGAAUAAUGCACAUUGGAUUCGACCAUUUGAAGGGCUUGAAGCACCUGAGAAAGGUAAAGCUGCACAAAUGUGUUUACUUGCAGGAUCAAGCUUUGGCCAAAUUGGCACUAGUGGCCGAUACGCUCGAAGAACUAGAAGUGUCCAGUUGUAAAAAUAUAACAGACCACGGAUUGCUAUGUUUAAGAGAAUUGAAGAAAUUGAAACAACUAGUGACCUACGAGUUGCCAUAUGUAAAAGAUUUAAAGUCUGUCGAGACGCAAUUGAAGCAAGGUCUUCCAGAAUGUAGAUUGGAUCUCAGACCAUAGCGACACUUAGUACCAGUAAGAAAGGAUACUCAUUGAAUAUUACAGUGAAGAGUCUUCAAAACAACAGGUAAUUUAUUUGUUAUAUUGAAAC